AAAUAUUCUCACGCCCACCCCCAUCUUUCUUGCGAACCAGCCAGCCACCUAGCCAGUUAGCUAACCCGACCGGCAUCCCAUCGUGUUUACCUCUUCCAGGUCAAGCGGCCGAACCCCUCGUCCUAGGAAGCCCACCACUCUCCUCCUGUCGCCGCGAGCACCAGCAUCCCCUCCGAGUACACGCACGCGACACACCACAGCGGCCGGUUGAUUCCCGUCACGAUGACUUCCCCCGCUGCCCAGAACCCGCCUGCACAGGCCGAGCCCAAGGUCUCCAGCAAGAAGAAGAAGGCCGUAGCUGGUCGGACCGAGUCCCCCGUCCCCUCGGUUUCCCCUGCUCCCGAGAAGACCAUCUCGGUCACCGGUCAAGACGGCCAGGAUGACAGCCUCGAGAGCUCCCACAUCCGUGAACUCCAGAAGUCCAUCCGCAAUGUCACUAAGAAGAUUACCAAUGCCUCCAAGACCGAUUCCAUAAUCGAGCAGCACAAGGGAAAAUCCCUAGACGAGCUCGUCGAGGAAAAGUUAAUCAACCCUGACCAGCGGGCUCAGCGCCUGAAGAAGCCCCAGCUUGAGGCCCAACUCGCCCAGCUCGAGGAACAGUUGGCUCAGUACAAGAAGGUCGAUGAGGAAUACCGAACCCGUAUUGCUGCCGAGAAGGCCGGCUUGGAGAAGUCUCUGGCGGAUAAGUUCGAAAAGGAGAAGGCCGACGCCGUCAACGAGGCCAAGGAGCAAGCUGCCGCAGACGCCAAGAGUACGCAACAUGACAACCUGCUGGUUCUGUCUCAAUUCCUCCGCCUGGCUGCUGCCCGACGGUCUGAAGAUGUCGAUGCUACCCUCGACGAGAAUAUGGCCCUGGAGGGCGUCCUCUUGAACGUGUACUCGGGAGACGAAAACGCCGUCUCUACGAUGCUUAAAUUCAUCGAGGGCUCCGACGAGAGGACUGUCAGCGUCAGCGGGGACGAGCUUCAGACUACCUAUGCCCAGGUCAAGGCUGCUGCUAUUGCUCAUGUGGUCACUUAUGCCGUCCCCGACGCGGCGGCUGAGCCCACCGAGGCGCCCGUCGAGGCCGUGGAAGCCAACGGCGCCGACACAGUCUCCGCUGACGCCGGUUUGCCUGAGACUGAUGCCGCCGGCGCUGCUCCCGCCCAGUUGACUAACGGCCACACCGAGAUCGCAGCCGAGUCCGGCCUUCCUGACAAUGCCGACGUCGUCGAUGGCGCGGCUGGUGCUGUUGCCGAGCCCCAAUGGGACCCUACUACUGACCUGAGCGCUUCUCAGGAAGGAUGGGUAAAGGUCCCUCGAGAGUCUGCCGAGACUGAGGCCGCCCCCGCCGCCGCCCCCGCCGCCGCACCUACCACCGUGCCUGCUACCGCGCCUGCCCCCGUCCCCGAGGCCGCCCCUGAGACCAACGGCAAUCCUCAACAAUCUUGGGCCGACGAACAGCCCGAUAACCCUCCUCAGGCGGUUGCGGCUACGGAGGUAAAUGACGGAUUCCACCAGGUCCAACGCAACCGACCGCGCGGCCAGGAUCGUGAGGGCGGUUGGAGAGGACGCGGCCGAGGAGACUACCGUGGAGGUUACCGGGGACACGGAGAGGGACGCGGUCGCGGUCGCGGCCGUGGCCGCGGCUUGGGAAAUCGUGGCGGCCGACCGCGGAACAACGACGAACCGUAAAGAGACUCAGGACCGCGCCAAUGCCGACCGAUUCUUCCAUCGCAUCCCCCCUCCCCUCCCCGCCCCCCCCCCCCCGGAUUCAGCACGUGUCUCGAAGGUCAUGGCGCUGUUGAUCUACCCCGUCCCCUCGUCUACCUCCAGACUCUCUGCCCAACCCCCCCACAAGGAAAAUUGUCGAUAAGGUAGACAGACACCCUAGGUUGUUAGUAUAUCUGCGUGCACGUGUUGCCUUUAUUCAUCAUCAUCGCGAGGGAUUGUAAAAUCAAGGAUAUCGGCGGGGCUAUCAGAGCAAAAAGGAAAGGAAAAACGGAAAGGAGGGAAGGAGAGCAUCGCAUCCGAGCCUCUUCAUCUUG
Durotheca rogersii is the source of this 2027-nucleotide messenger RNA. RefSeq lists its product as uncharacterized. The record is from RefSeq and is a predicted model, not a curated record. The transcript has 5 exons. NCBI's taxonomy places the organism in Eukaryota, Fungi, Ascomycota, Sordariomycetes, Xylariales, Xylariaceae. The coding region runs from base 223 to 1674 and encodes 483 amino acids.